GGGCGGACCUAGCGCCCUCACGGCGACGAGGGCGGAGUAUUCCCGCAUUACCUCAUCUAGUGCGACAGGCAGCUGGCUUCAAGGCAAGGGGAAAAAAUGGCGUCAGGAAGUGGGUCCAAAAAUGCAGAUUUCCGUCGAAAGUGGGACAAAGAUGAAUAUGAGAAACUUGCCCAGAAACGAAUCACUGAGGAGCGAGAGAAGAAAGAUGGAAAACCACUACAGCCUCCAAUUAAGAGAGAAUUACUCAAGCAUAGAGACUACAAAGUUGAUCUGGAAUCCAAGCUGGGGAAAACUAUUGUUAUUACAAAGACCACUCCACAAUCUGAAAUGGGCGGCUAUUACUGCAAUGUUUGUGACUGUGUAGUGAAGGAUUCAAUCAACUUCUUGGAUCAUAUCAAUGGCAAAAAACAUCAACGGAACUUGGGGAUGUCCAUGAGAGUAGAGCGUUCUACACUUGAUCAAGUUAAAAAGCGAUUCGAACAAAACAAGAAAAAAAUGGAGGAAAAACAAAAGGACUACGACUUUGAGGAGCGAAUGAAGGAAUUGCGGGAAGAGGAGGAAAAAGCACGGGCUUACAAGAAAGAAAAGCAGAGGGAAAAGAAGCGGAAGGCAGAAGAAGACCUUGGCUUUGAAGAAGACGAUGAAAUGGCUGCUGUUAUGGGUUUCUCAGGGUUCGGUUCCUCUAAAAAGAGCCACUGAUUAAACUUGAAAGCAGCAGUCUAAUAUUACCAAGCAGAUAGUGUUUUUCCCUUUUUAUAGAUAUGUCUUUUUAUAUUGAACUGGAGCAUUUUAAAAAGGAAUUAUUUGUUAUGCCUCCAGUGGCAUUAGUUCAAAGCUUAGGAGUAUGGGAGAAUUCAGCAAUCUCAUACACACUAGCACUGACCAAAACUGUGAUUCCAUAAUGUACAAACCUUUAUUUUCUUAGUAUCUGCCUAAUUACCUCAUAGGUUUGGGAGCUGAUAAUCCCACAGCUAAAGUGCUGUAUUGCUGACCGUGAUUACAUGCUUUCUUUCACAAAGAAGCUUAACGGUAGGCUUUCCACUGAAGCUGAUUUUAGAAGGAGCACUAAGGGACAUGUUCAGUUUAUAAUGAAAACUCCCUGGCCUCCUUUCCAAACCCAUAACCUGUUCUAAGCUAGACCCACAGGCACUAGGUUUAGGUGCCUACUACUUACUCAGGGCAGCAGCCUUUUGCUGUCUUUAACAAUCUGAAUGCAGAAAUCUUUUGCAGGAACCCCCAGACUUGAAUGGUGCUGUACUUGUGCAGCUGGAGUAAGGCCCUAUUCAAGUCUAUGAUAAGUUACUGCAUAACUGUGGGUAUUGGUGGCAAGGGCUUUAAACGAAAAAUGGGUAAGUAGGCACUGGAAGUGGUGUAGGGGGUUUAGCUUGUAAUGGGUUACUGGACUGGGAGUUUUCAUUCUAAAAUGAACUUGUCCUUUAAAAAGGGCAUGAGAAUUUACAACCAGUUUUUUAUUUCCAUAAAAUUUACCUACAACAAAUUAACACGUUACAAUUGUUACUUUCUCCAAAAUUAUGUUGCUGUUCCUUGUUUAGCUCUGUCUCGGAGUACUCUGAUCCUACAUCAGCAGAACUGAUCUUCACUCUACAUGCUGAGAUUUUGUAGAGAUAGAGCUGUGUGUAGUUCUCUGGCUCAGAAGCUGCCUAGUGUAACACGUUCUUGGAUAAAGUAAUGGUCUACAGCAGGGAUAUGCAAUUAGCGGACUUCCAGCUGUUGCAUAACUACAAAUCCCACGAGGCAUAGCAAGACUCUGACAGCCACAAGCAUGACACCCAAAGGGAGAGGCAUGAUGGGACUUGUAGUUUUACAACAGCUGGAGGUCCGCUAAUUGCAUAUCCCUGGUCUACAGCUAGGGAAUUCAGCCUUUCUUCCAACACAUGACACCCAUAUUGAUUUGGUCUCCAUGCAGAAACACAGAUUUUUUAAAACUGUCUGUGUGCUUCACAAUUCUGCCAAUUUGCAGUUUCACGUCUGGAUUGUAUAAAAUUAACAGAUAAAAAAAAAUGCAUCUUUUUUCCUCAUUCACAGUCUGCAAAGCUAAACCAUUUUAGUAACUCCAAUUAGAACUGAUUCAGUUUUGCAUGGUUGCUGGUUAAAAUUGCACACUGAUGUAUCCUUCAAAUGUUGAGCUAUCCCCAGCAAAAUUCACGUUUGCUAAACUGCAGUGAUCAGUUUGAGGCAAAAUGAUAGUUCAGUAUGAUGGAUCAGAAGGCAUGACACCCAUGGGUAAUUGGGGUGUCCACUUGUCAGAGUGAUUGAUUGACACCUGUGUUUUUGCUUUGUGGGAAAUGGUGGAUUCUAAUUCUUGGAUACCCACAUGCUUUAAAGUAGGGGUAGGCAACCUGGGGCCCUCCAGCUGUUGCAAAACUACAUGUCCCAUCAUGCCUCUUGGAGGAGUUGUAACUGCCAGCCUUGAAAUGCCUCAUGGGAAAGGUAGUUCCACAACAGCUGGAGGACCCCCAGGUUGCCUACUCCUGCUUUAAAGUAAACAUUUACUGGGAUAAAUACUGGACCUUUCAUUGCUCUUAAUCAUCUUCUUAAAAAGCUUGUUAGCUGGCUGUUGCCCACUUUAAAGGCCCAUCAUGCUCUAGAGGACUUCUGCCCGCUGUUUGGAAGCAGUCAUAUCUCUGCAGAGAUUCACCUUACCUGUUGUGAGGUUGCUGGCAGGGCACAAGCUUUUGUCUUUAGGUUAUGGCUGCUUUGUAAUGAAAACAAACUGUAAGGCCUCAUGAAUGUUUUUAAAAGGCACGUUUCUUUCUUUAUUUAUUUUUUUCUGCCUCUGAACCCAGCUUCAUUUUAGCCAAUGAUUUUAGAGCAGCAUUCUCAGAGGCAUAAAAAUGCUCCAAACCUGCGUUCUGAGAGGAGUUUACUGGCAUAAAUUAUAACUAAAGCGUUCGUAUGCAAGUAAAUUCAAUCCAGUGGCUAGAAUAAAGGAAUAUUCUGCCCAGUAAAAUGAGUUUACGCUCAUGCAGUUCUAGAUGCCAUAUGCCUGUAAAUGUGCGUAAUUGCUUGCCAAAAUUUGCAUUUUUUUUUUUUUUUA
Rana temporaria (common frog) is the source of this 3058-nucleotide messenger RNA. It is a transcript of the gene ZMAT2, whose product is annotated as zinc finger matrin-type 2. NCBI's taxonomy places the organism in Eukaryota, Metazoa, Chordata, Amphibia, Anura, Ranidae. Gene Ontology annotation, molecular function: nucleic acid binding; zinc ion binding. The coding region runs from base 97 to 699 and encodes 200 amino acids. The transcript has 6 exons. The record is from RefSeq and is a predicted model, not a curated record. Gene Ontology annotation, biological process: mRNA splicing, via spliceosome. Gene Ontology annotation, cellular component: U4/U6 x U5 tri-snRNP complex; spliceosomal complex.